UUCAAACCCCAAACAGUGCAACUGAGACUUUUGUAUUAAUAUACUGCUGAGAAUAUGUAACAUGUUGUUACUAAUCAAUGUCAUUCUCUCCUUGUGGGUUUCCUGUGCUAAUGGACAAGAAGCGAAACCUUGUGAUUUUCCAGAAAUUCAACAUGGAGGUCUAUAUUAUGAGAGUUUGCGUAGACCAUACUUUCCAGUAGCUGCAGGAAAAUCUUACUCCUAUUACUGUGACCAAAAUUUUGUGACUCCUUCAGGAAGUUACUGGGAUUACAUUAAUUGCACACAAGACGGGUGGUCGCCAACAGUCCCGUGCCUCAGAACAUGCUCAAAAUCAGAUAUAGAAAUUGAAAAUGGAUUUAUUUCUGAAUCUUCCUCUGUUUAUAUUUUAAAUAAAGAAACACAAUAUAAUUGUAAACCAGGAUAUGCAACAGCAGAUGGAAAUUCUUCAGGAUCAAUUACAUGUCUGCAAAAUGGAUGGUCAGCACAACCAAUUUGCAUUAAACUUUGUGAUAUGCCUGUUUUUGAGAAUUCCAGAGCCAAGAGUAAUGGCAUGUGGUUUAAGCUCCAUGACACAUUGGACUAUGAAUGCUAUGAUGGAUAUGAAAGCAGUUAUGGAAACAUCACAGGUUCCAUAGUGUGUGGUGAAGAUGGCUGGUCCCAUUUGCCAACAUGCUAUAAUUCUUCAGAAAAGUGUGGGCCUCCUCCACCUAUUAGCAAUGGAGACACCACAUCCUUCCCGCAAAAAGUGUAUCUGCCAUGGUCAAGAGUCGAGUACCAGUGCCAGUCCUACUAUGAACUUCAGGGUUCUAAAUAUGUAACAUGUAGUAAUGGAGCAUGGUCAGAACCACCAAGAUGCGUAUUAAUGAAACCUUGUGAGUUUCCAGAAAUUCAAUACGGACAUCUAUAUUAUGAGAAUAUGCGUAGACCAUACUUUCCAGUAGCUGCAGGAAAAUCUUACUCCUAUUACUGUGACCAAAAUUUUGUGACUCCUUCAGGAAGUUACUGGGAUUAUAUUCAUUGCACACAAGAUGGGUGGUCGCCAACAGUCCCGUGCCUCAGGACAUGCUCAAAAUCAGAUAUAGAAAUUGAAAAUGGAUUUAUUUCUGAAUCUUCCUCUUAUAUUUUAAAUAAAGAAACACAAUAUAAUUGUAAACCAGGAUAUGCAACAGCAGAUGGAAAUUCUUCAGGAUCAAUUACAUGUCUGCAAAAUGGAUGGUCAGCACAACCAAUCUGCAUUAAACUUUGUGAUAUGCCUGUUUUUGAGAAUUCCAGAGCCAAGAGUAAUGGCAUGUGGUUUAAGCUCCAUGACACAUUGGACUAUGAAUGCUAUGAUGGAUAUGAAAGCAGUUAUGGAAACACCACAGGUUCCAUAGUGUGUGGUGAAGAUGGCUGGUCCCAUUUACCAACAUGCUAUAAUUCUUCAGAAAACUGUGGGCCUCCUCCACCUAUUAGCAAUGGAGAUACGAAGUCCUUCCCACAAAAAGUGUAUCUGCCACGGUCAAGAGUCGAGUACCAGUGCCAGUCCUACUAUGAACUUCAGGGUUCUAAAUAUGUAACAUGUAGUAAUGGAGAGUGGUCAGAACCACCAAGAUGCACAUUAAUGAAACCUUGUGAGUUUCCAGAAAUUCAAUACGGACAUCUAUAUUAUGAGAAUAUGCGUAGACCAUACUUUCCAGUAGCUGCAGGAAAAUCUUACUCCUAUUACUGUGACCAAAAUUUUGUGACUCCUUCAGGAAGUUACUGGGAUUACAUUCAUUGCACACAAGAUGGGUGGUCGCCAACAGUCCCGUGCCUCAGAACAUGCUCAAAAUCAGAUAUAGAAAUUGAAAAUGGAUUCAUUUCUGAAUCUUCCUCUAUUUAUAUUUUAAAUAAAGAAACACAAUAUAAAUGUAAACCAGGAUAUGCAACAGCAGAUGGAAAUUCUUCAGGAUCAGUUACAUGUUUGCCAAAUGGAUGGUCAGCACAACCAAUUUGCAUUAAACUUUGUGAUAUGCCUGUUUUUGAGAAUUCCAGAGCCAAGAGUAAUAGCAUGUGGUUUAAGCUCCAUGACACAUUGGACUACGAAUGCUAUGAUGGAUAUGAAAUCAGUUAUGGAAACACCACAGGUUCCAUAGUGUGUGGUGAAGAUGGCUGGUCCCAUUUGCCAACAUGUUAUAAUUCUUCAGAAAAGUGUGGGCCUCCUCCACCUAUUAGCAAUGGUGGUACCAUCUCCUUUCUACUAAAAGUGUAUGUGCCACAGUCAAGAGUCGAGUACCAAUGCCAGUCCUACUAUGAACUUCAGGGUUCUAAUUAUGUAACAUGUAGUAAUGGAGAGUGGUCAGAACCACCAAGGUGCAUAUAUCCAUGUAUAAUAACUGAAGAAAACAUGAAUAAAAAUAACAUACAGUUAAAAGGAAAAAGUGACAGAAAAUAUUAUGCAAAAACAGGGCAUACCAUUGAAUUUAUGUGUAAAUUGGGAUAUAAUGCAAAUACAUCAAUUCUAUCAUUUCAAGCAGUGUGUCGGGAAGGGAUAGUGGAAUACCCCAGAUGUGAAUAAGGCAGCAUUGUUACCCUAAAUGUAUGUCCAACUUCCACUUCUCACUCUUAUGGUCUCAAAGCUUGCAAAGACAGCUUCUGAUAUUGUUGUAAUUUCUACUUUAUUUCAAAGAAAAUUAACAUAAUAGUUUCAAUUUGCAACUUAAUAUGUUCUCAAAAAAUAUGUUAAAACAAACUAAAUUAUUGCUUAUGCUUGUACUAAAAUAAUAAA
Pongo pygmaeus (Bornean orangutan) is the source of this 2746-nucleotide messenger RNA. It is a transcript of the gene CFHR4, whose product is annotated as complement factor H related 4. Gene Ontology annotation, biological process: complement activation. The record is from RefSeq and is a predicted model, not a curated record. NCBI's taxonomy places the organism in Eukaryota, Metazoa, Chordata, Mammalia, Primates, Hominidae. Gene Ontology annotation, molecular function: complement component C3b binding.